GUGUGUUACGUUGACUUUUACCCGCCAGCAGACAAAAUAACGUCUUCCUUCUUCAUCUUCAUUCAUCUCUCUCUUCUAGUCCUCCAUUUCAACAAACCCGUAACCUGAUAUCCACACACACACGAGGCCAGACAAGAAGAGAGAAAGAGACAGCGACUCUGUUCGCGUAAAGACAGCGCCUUUAUAUUCGAACUUUAAGCCAAGUAGACAACCUGCGACUUCUGAAUCAGUUUCUCUCUCCCUCCCUCAGUUCACAGGUCUGUCUUACAUUGAUGGGUUGCUUCUGGUUCUCACGCCACAAGAGUGGAGGAAAGCCUUCAGAAGUUGAUGGAGAACUUUCAGUGUCAGACAAGGUAAAGAUUUACAAAUACAAAGAGAUUCGUCAGGCUACAGAUGAUUUCAAUCCCAUCAAUAAAAUCGGAGAAGGAGGUUUUGGUUCUGUGUACAAGGGUUGUCUUAGAGACGGAAAGGUGGCAGCUAUCAAAGUCCUGUCGGCUGAAUCAAGACAAGGCGUUAGAGAGUUCUUGACUGAGAUAAAUGUGAUAUCAGAGAUACAGCAUGAGAAUCUGGUCAAGUUAUAUGGAUGCUGCGUGGAGGGGAAUCACAGGAUCCUUGUUUAUAAUUAUCUAGAGAACAAUAGCCUUGACAAGACGCUUCUAGUUGGGGGCUACACUCAGAGUGGAAUAAAGUUUGAUUGGAGUACACGGGCCAAUAUUUGCAUUGGUGUUGCUAAAGGUCUUUCCUUUCUUCAUGAAGAAGUAACACCACACAUAGUUCAUAGAGAUAUCAAGGCGAGCAACAUUUUACUUGACAGAGACUUGUCCCCCAAGAUAUCUGAUUUUGGACUUGCUAGGCUUAUGCCACCGAACAUGACUCAUGUCAGCACUCGUGUCGCCGGUACACUUGGUUACUUAGCGCCAGAGUAUGCGGUUAGGGGACAGUUGACACGUAAAGCCGAUAUAUACAGCUUUGGUGUCCUUCUUAUGGAGAUAGUCAGUGGAAGAAGUAACAAAAACACACGGUUACCCACAGAAUAUGAAUAUCUUCUAGAAAGAGCUUGGAAACUUUAUGAGCGGAAUGAGCUAGUGGAUCUUGUUGAUACAGGGUUAGACGGACUCUUUGACGUAGAGGAAGCUUGCCGGUACCUAAAAGUAGGUCUUUUGUGCACGCAAGACAGUCCUAAGCUAAGGCCAAAGAUGUCCACAGUGGUGAAGUUGUUAACGGGGACGAAGAAUAUAGACAACAAGAAAAUAACAAGGCCGGGUUUGAUAUCUGAUUUUAUGGACUUGAAAGUGAGAGAACCGGUCGAGACAAAGGCAGAGCAAGUGAACAGACACAACUGCACAAACCCUUCUUCUUAUAAUGUCUCGUCUAGCUCCGGGACUGGAGAGAACUCAAAUGCUUGCUCAUCAGGGGGUUCAUCAGUACCGUUUAGAAAAGAAUAAAGUGUUUUUUUUUCUCUGUUUUGUUUUUGAGAUAUAAAUGGGAGAAAAAGUGUGAUGUCUCUGUGUGUCUCAGCACCAUCUUCUUCUUUCUUGGAUUCAAAUAGAGGUUUUCUGUUAGAUUAUGCCUCACUGUUGUUAAAGUUAUCUUCAGUUGCAAUUUGCAAACAAAGAUUUGAGUGUAUAUAUAUAUGAGUUUGAAAUUGAAUCUGAUUCGAGUGUUUGUAUA
This is a messenger RNA of Brassica rapa (field mustard), 1671 nucleotides long. RefSeq names its product cold-responsive protein kinase 1. Gene Ontology annotation, biological process: protein phosphorylation. The record is from RefSeq and is a predicted model, not a curated record. Lineage: Eukaryota; Viridiplantae; Streptophyta; Magnoliopsida; Brassicales; Brassicaceae. Gene Ontology annotation, molecular function: protein kinase activity; ATP binding.